AGGUCAGGUUACACCGGUCAAACUGAAAGUUACACCCUGUAACACGAAGGAGGAAGUACGUCGGGAGAAAAUACACUGUGACAUAAACACAUGACACAAAAUGAGUCUCUCUGAAGAACCCAAGUCCGAAGAGAGUCUAAUGGAGGACAGAUCAGACUCACCAGAACCCAGCUGUGUCUCCAUGAAGAGUGACCAGUCGAUGGGACAUCCAUAUAAAUUUAAAGAGAAAGACCUCCCUACUGAUAUGAGCUGUGUGUCCAUGAAGAGUGACCAGUCCAUGGGUCAUCCAUAUAAAUUUAAAGAUGGAGACUGUUCCACUGAUCUGGGAAUCCAAAAGAAAGGAUUCAACAGAACACAGAACCUGGAAGCCAUAUUUAAGGAGCUGGAACACAAAGUCAUCACUCUGAUAAAGAAUGAGCUGAAGAGGUUUAGGAAGCUCCUGAGUCUGGAUUACCCAGCAUGCACUGAGAGGGAGGUGGAGGAUGAGGAGGAUCUGCACAGUGUCACAGAGGGAGCGCUGAAGAUCACACUGCACGUCCUGAAGAACAUGAACCACACAGAUCUCGCUAACACACUGCACAAAAAGAUAGAUAAGAACUCUGAGUAUCAAAAAAAACUCAAAUCCAAACUGGGAGAAAAAUAUAAAAGAAUUAAUGAAGGAAUCUCACAGCCUGGAAGCUCAGCACUUCUGAAUGAGAUCUACACAGAGCUCUACAUCACAGAGGGUUGGAGUGGAGACAUCAAUAAUGAACAUGAGGUGAGAGAGAUUGAAGCAGCGUCCAGGAGACCAGCAACACAGGAGACACCCAUCAACUGUAAUGAUCUCUUUAAGGACAAGUCCAUCAGAACUGUGCUGACUAAAGGAGUUGCUGGAAUUGGAAAAACAGUCUCUGUGCAGAAGUUCAUCCUGGACUGGGCUGAAGGAGAAGUAAAUCAGGACAUGUUUGUAUUUCCACUUCCCUUUAGAGAGCUGAAUCUGAUGAAGCAGGGAAACUUCAGUCUGAUAAAACUUCUUCAUUACUUUUUCCCAGAAAUGAGGCAACUACAAUUAAUAAACUGUGACUUCUACAAAGUGUUGUUCAUCUUUGAUGGUCUGGAUGAGUGUCGACUUCCUCUAAAUUUCCAGAAGAAUAAGAGAUUGUGUGAUGUGACAGAGUCAGCCUCAGUGGAUGUGCUGCUGACGAACCUCAUCAAGGGGAAUCUGCUUCCCUCUGCUCUCCUCUGGAUAACCACAAGACCAGGAGCAGCCAAUCAGAUCCCUCCUAAGUGUGUAGACCAGGUAACAGAGAUACGAGGGUUCAGUGAUCCUCAGAAAGAGGAGUACUUCAGGAAGAGGAUCAGUGAUCAGAGCCUGGCUGAUAACAUCAUCACUCACCUGAAGUCUUCAAGAAGCCUCUACAUCAUGUGUCACAUCCCAGUCUUCUGCUGGAUCUCAGCCACUGUUCUAGAGAGAAUGUUGGGUGAAGCAGAGAGUGGAGAGAUCCCCAAGACUCUGACUCAAAUGUUCACACACUUCCUGAUCUUUCAGAUUAAACACAAGGAUCAAAAGUAUCAUCAGAAUUAUGACCCUGAUCCUCAGCAGACCACAGAGAGUAUCAUGGCACUGGGAAAACUGGCUUUCCACCAGCUGGAGAAAGGAAACCUGAUCUUCUAUGAGGAAGACCUGAGAGAGUGUGGCAUAGAUGUCAGAGAAGUGUCAGUGUACUCAGGAGUGUGUACCCAGAUCUUCAGAGAGGAGUUUGGGCUUCACCUGGGGAAGGUGUUCAGCUUCAUACAUCUGAGUGUUCAGGAGUUUCUGGCUGCUUUAUACACAUUAAUGUCUUUCAUUCUUCAGAAGACAAACGUGUUGCAAAACACCGGCAUCUUCAGUUUCUUCAGAAAUCCAACCAUGUCUGAUCUCCUGAAGUCUGCAGUGGACAAGGCCAUACAGAGUGAGAAUGGACACCUGGACCUGUUUGUCCGCUUCCUUCUGGGUCUCUCAUUGGAAUCCAAUCAGACUCUCUUAAAAGGCUUAAUGCCACAGACAGAAAGUAGCUCUCAGAAUGAACAGGAAACAGUGGAGUACAUCAAGGAGAAGAUCAGGGAGAAUCCAUCUCCAGAGAAAUCCAUCAAUUUGUUCCACUGUCUGAAUGAACUGAAUGAUCAUUCCCUCAUGCAGGAAGUACAAACUUAUGUGAACAGUGGAGGUAACUGUCGUCUCAGUGGAGCCAGUCUCUCUCCUGAUCAGUGGUCAGCUCUGGUGUUUGUGUUACUGACCUCAGAACAGGAGCUGGAUGUGUUUGAUUUGAGGAAAUAUGAUCCAUCAGAUGAAUGUCUUCUGAGACUGCUGCCAGUGGUCCAAGCCUACAGAAAAGUGGAACUCCGUCGGUGUAAUCUAACAGAGGACAGCUGUAGAGUUCUGUCCUCAGUUCUUCGCUCAAACUCCAUACUGAGAGAACUAAACCUGAGUGAGAAUAACCUGAAGGAUUCAGGGGUGAAGCUGCUCUCUGAUGGUCUGAAGAGUCCACACUGUACACUGGAGAAACUGGAUCUUCGUGAUUGUAACCUGACUGGAGAAUGCUGUAGAGUUCUGUCCUCAGUACUCACCUACAGACUGCGAAAAUUGAACCUGAGUUACAAUAAACUGCAGGAUUCAGGAGUGAAGCUGCUUUCUGGUGGACUGAAGAGUCCACUCUGUACACUGGAGAAAGUGGAUCUGUGUGGGUGUAAUCUAACAGAGGAAAGCUGUAGAUUUCUGUCCUCAGUUCUCAGCUCAAACUCCUCCAGACUGACAGAACUGGACCUGAGUCGCAAUAACCUGCAGGAUUCAGGAGUGAAGCUGCUCUCUGAUGGACUGAAGAAUCCACAAUGUUCACUGGAGAUACUGGAGAUGUGGGAGUGUGGAAUUACAGAUGACGGUUGUGUUGCUCUGGCUUCAGCUCUGAGAUUAAACUCCUCAUCACAGCUCAGGGAACUGGAUCUGAACGAUAAUAAAACAGGAGACUCAGGAGUGAAGCUGCUCUCUGAGAUACUGAGUGAUACACAAUAUAAACUGGAGAAACUACAUAUGACCAUGAGGUCUGGUCCGAUGUGAUCUGAUGUGAUCUGAUCUCACAAAGUGGAUUCUGACAGUUGAAAGACAUCUUACACACACUGUCACACACUAUAUGAGGUCUUCACUGAACAAACAUGUAAAUAUUUCAUAUCGUCUCUAUUAGAGGAGCCAGCAUCUGUUUAAGGAUUAUUUACCAUGUCUUACACCUUGUUAUAACAAGUCUCUGGGACAGAAAGGCAGAAAGGGUUUUGUUUAUAAAUUAUGUCACUUUUAUAUAACAUUCAUGUCACAGUUUCUCUGUGUGAAGUUUAUGGUGGUCAUGUACAUGACAUUAAGUAAAAAUCCUAAUUUUGGUUGGUUGGUUUUGACACGCUUGGUUCCUGCCCGGUUCCAUAGAGACGGCGGUGUGGACAGAUACAUUUUGGGUGCUGCGGCUUAUUAAAUAUAUGAUAAAUAGUCAAAAAGUUUUUUCUGCAUGACAAAUACAAUGUGCUGUGAGAGAACGUGACUAAAGGCUGACAUGAGGGACGUCACGUUAAUGUGUGAUACUUGAGAGCCCUGGUUUGUGUGUGAUUAGGUCAUUUAUCAUGUCUCUGUUUCUUUGACAUUGUAGAAUCUAAAUGACAUAAAAUCGUUAUUUUCAUGUCUGAAGUGUUUGAUGAAUACUAUAUAAAAUCUUAAACACUCGCUGCCUUUCAUCUUGAUCACAAACCUCCAUCAUCCCUCUGAGACUCCUACAGCUCCGUUCUCCUUUAUUUCUUUUUAAAAAUAUUUAGUGAGAAUCCAGAAUAUUCUCACAUGACUGUAAUAUGGUGUAGCUGCCACCUGACUUUAAUAAAAUCACCCUGAGAACAAUAAACUACAUAAUGACUAA
Molecule: messenger RNA, 3908 nt
Organism: Tachysurus fulvidraco (yellow catfish)
Lineage: Eukaryota; Metazoa; Chordata; Actinopteri; Siluriformes; Bagridae
Product: NACHT, LRR and PYD domains-containing protein 3-like
Exons: 12
Coding region: 101-3073 (990 amino acids)
Molecular function (GO): protein binding
Source: RefSeq, a predicted model, not a curated record